Messenger RNA from Dioscorea cayenensis subsp. rotundata (Guinea yam), 1533 nucleotides. Its product is annotated as nudix hydrolase 8-like. Gene Ontology annotation, molecular function: NADH pyrophosphatase activity; NAD binding; ADP-ribose diphosphatase activity. The record is from RefSeq and is a predicted model, not a curated record. NCBI's taxonomy places the organism in Eukaryota, Viridiplantae, Streptophyta, Magnoliopsida, Dioscoreales, Dioscoreaceae.
CAAACCACAUCACCAUCUUCUUCUUUUUUUUUUUUUCUUUUCUAUAUAAAUUAUUUGUAUGAUUUUAUGCUUUGUUUGCUAGCAAUGCUUUGAUUUUCAAACACAUGGAAAAAAAAGAAGAGUUUUUGUUGGUUUCCAACAAAGAUUUUUCCAUACAUUGUGGUUGAGAACUUGUGGAAGAGAUUAUUCAAGAUUUUUUUUUUUUUUAAUAUCUUUUCAUAUAUAUACAUAGAGUGAGAGACUAAUUAAUGCUACAUUGCAUUAGAGGUGUUAUUUUGGAGGAUUUUUAUUAGGAUGGAGCACAAGUUGUUUGAUUCUUGGAACUCUGAGGUUUUGUUCUUGAGAAAACCAUGCUUGAAGCCUUCUCUGGGAUUCUCCAAAACUCUCUGUUUUCAUUCAGCUAAAGGGUUUAUGUUAAAGGCUUCUUGUUCAAUUACUAGUACUUCAAGUGAAGAAGAAAUUGAUGCAGUUUCCCCCAAAAAGUCAUUAGACAAUAGUUUUUCGAAACUAAAUGGAAAUGGCUUCAGUUAUCCAUGGCCAUCGUCCCGAAAAACUUAUAGUCUUGAUGCAUUCGAAGACGAGUAUGGGGGCAUUGUCAUUAAUUCGGAGAAAUUACCCCGGAAUGCGAAUGCCUUCGCUUCUAUUCUUCAUGUAUCUCUUUCUCAAUGGAAAUUAGAGGGAAAGAAAGGGGUCUGGCUCAAGCUACCUCUACAACAUUCAGAGCUUGUUCCUGUUGCAGUUAAGGAAGGAUUCAAGUAUCACCAUGCAGAGGAAUCAUAUGUCAUGCUAACAUACUGGAUUCCUGACGGACCUUGCAUGCUUCCCGCCAAUGCUUCGCAUCAAGUUGGCGUGGGGGGUUUUGUCAUCAAUGACAAAAAUGAGGUGCUUGUGGUGCAAGAGAAAUAUUGUUGUUCGGCGACGGAAGGUGUAUGGAAACUUCCCACAGGAUUUAUACUCGAGUCCGAGGAAAUCUUUUCUGGAGUUGUAAGAGAGGUGAAAGAGGAAACCGGAAUUGAUACAGAAUUCGUCGAAGUGAUUGCUUUCAGGCAUGUACAUCAUGUGGCUUUUGAAAAGUCAGAUUUGUUCUUCAUUUGUAUGCUUAAACCUUCGUCGAGCCAAAUUCAAGUCGAUGAACAAGAAAUUCAGGCAGCAAAGUGGAUGCCAUUGACGGAGUUCAUCGAACAACCAUUCAUCCAAGAAGACAACAUGUUCAAGAAGAUCAUCGACAUUUGUAUAGCUCGUCUCGGGAAAGCGUACUGUGGAUUACAAGCUCAUCAUCUUGUGUCCAAGUUUGAUGGCAGAAUAUCAUCUUUGUAUUACAAUGUGGUUGAGCCUGAGGACUUCACUUGCCAAGGAAUUUGAAGUCCAAAAGAACAAUGAAUAUAGUGUUGUAUAUUUGUACAUUAAUCAUCACAUCAAGGACUGACUUCUAUCUUUAUAUAACUUCCAUAUCAAUGUGCAAUACUUGGAUCAUUUUAAUAACUUGUUUUGUGAAUUUUACUGUUAAUAUUAAACAGUGAAGUUGAUAAAAUU